CCCUUGAGGUUAUUCAUUUGAUGAAGCUUCCUGGGUGCAAUACUGUACUCUCUUCGUGAUACAUUGACUUGGCUGAAGCAUCACAGACGGCAGACUAUGUCAGAUAUGGAAUAUGUCCGGCCCUCGACUUGGACGCAGUUUUUAUUUUUGGCCCUCUGUGUAUUUGAGUUUGGCACCCCUGCUCUAGGUAAAGCGAAAAUGGAUGUCUAUGACUACCUGUGGGACAACAAUAAGGAUAUUGCUGAGGAGACAUUGCAUGUGCCAUUUCUAGAGCACAUGCAAAUGGGGGACCUCCAGGCAGACUACUAUGUCAACUUCAUGAUCCAGGACAUCAAUUAUCUCCUGAACGUCACAGACAUUUUGGAGAAGAUGUGUCUGGAGGUGAAGUGCCCUGCGGACCUCCAAGUGUUCAUGAAGAAAAGAUUUAUCAGCUACAAGAGCUAUGCUGCUGACACACUAAAAAAAUUCAACCUCAAAGGUGUGUCAGACAUUAUUCCGACCCCUGCCAUGGAGAAGUACCUGUCACAAUACAGAGCCAUUAGCGAGAAUAAGGAGGCCAUUUACUUUGCCGUGGCUCUCCUUCCCUGCGCGAGGCUCUGGCUGUGGCUGGCCAGGCAGCUCAAGGAGAGCUACUGCAACGCGUACUUCACCUGGAAGAAGGAAAACUCGCACGGCCACCCGGAAAACCACUACAGGGCGCUGCUCAACAAGUAUCUGACCACCCCAGCGCAGAUUAAACGGGCCAAUGUCAUCUUCCGCCAACAAAUACAGAAUGAGCAUGAUUUCUUUGCAUCCUCACUCGAAGAGUAGAAAUGAAAUGACACUAGUGAACAUAACCAUGUUCUUUGCUGUCGGUUACAGUUUAUGUAGCCUACCUCUACUGCCCGCUGCUUUACUUAUUUAAAAUAAUCCAUAUGAAGACUAUCCAAACCAUUUGUGUCACAGAAAGUAACUGAAGGACAAUCUUUUUCACCAGCUCUAGACUACAAUGACAACAUAGCCUAUCAAUAUACUGGGCUUUGUCCAGAGUCACAGCAGGCCUUUAAAAUACUAUUGCUGUCUGUCAGUUAUAGCAAAAUGUCUGUCUAGCGAUAAAAUAUCUAUUACAGCUAUUACACUGUGCUAUAUAUUGUUACCAGGAUUUGUAUGGCUUCUUCGAUGUCACAACAACGAGCUAAAUUGUUAUCAAUAAUUAUAUCUCUGAAUCAACUUGGCAUUGCCUUUUCUGUUUCAAUUGACUAUUGCUGAAUAAAAUAAGCUACUUCACACUAUAA
Clupea harengus (Atlantic herring) is the source of this 1274-nucleotide messenger RNA. RefSeq lists its product as uncharacterized. NCBI's taxonomy places the organism in Eukaryota, Metazoa, Chordata, Actinopteri, Clupeiformes, Clupeidae. Gene Ontology annotation, cellular component: cytosol. The record is from RefSeq and is a predicted model, not a curated record.